AUGAACUACCUCCUGCACCGUCAGUGUACUCCGGGAAAGGUUAUCCCCGUUCCGGAAGAGCUGAAGGAACUUAUGUUGGAAAUCAGUCGCGAGGUGCUGCGCGCUCAACCAAAAAAUGUACUCAAUUUUAUCGCCGAUUACAUGGAAGCAAAGCUGAUCCGUAGAGAGAAUCAGGUGGUGGCGAACAAGGUGGUGGACACGGUACUGGACACCAGCUUGGACAUAAUCACCAUGUUGGACGAGAUUGGCAUGGACGAGGCAAAGGCGGAACGAGCGGUGCAGAUGAUCCGGGAUGCUUUCCAAAAGCAUUUCCGUGUGCGGAUGUCGGACGAAAAUUUGCGGGAUGCUUUUCGGGAGGCUGAAGUUCUGAAACGAUUAGUGGAUGAAUGUGGAUUUACGGAGAGUGAAGCUUUGCGCGCUGGGAAGAUAAUUGAAAGGGCAUAUAAGACGUAUUUCUUGAGAAACGUUUACAAGGAAUAUCAUGGACCGGCAGUUACGAGCGAUUGGCAGGAUGCAGCGAAGCAUACUUUGGAAAUCUAUGCGGAAAGUGGAGCGACGAAAGAAGAGAUGGAACGGGCUGCGGUCAGAAUACAAGCAGCAUAUCGAGGAUACUAUACUAGAAGGCGGCAAGAAUUGGACCGAAAAGCAGCUAUCAUUCAGGAAGCGUACAGGAAGCAUCAGGACAAGCAAAUUGCAACUGGAGUUUUGAAUCAAAUAAUCGAUGACGUAAUUGAACCGAAGUUUUCUGCACGGGAAGAGGUAAUGCGAAUUGUUGAUAUGGUUUUGAGAGAAGACGCAGAGUCAGAACAUUGCGACCAAACUCAAAUGAAUAAAGCAGCCAUUAGGAUUCAAUCUGCAUUCCGUGGGCGGAAAACUCGAGAGAAGCUUCAGGAGUCAAACGUAGGAGGGUUCGAGCAGCAAGUAGUCGAAGACCCACCAGCGGGGGUCAGUUCAACGGAUAACCUUGAAAAGUCUGCUACCUUGGCACAAUCACUGGCUCGGGGUCAUCUGACUCGUCAGAAGAUCCAAAAGGAGAAAGCCGCCAUCAAGAUGCAGAGUCUAGCUAGAGGCCACCUCGUACGAAAGAAGCUGUCGCAGAAUCAACCCGACAGGCAACAUACGGCCUAA
This is a messenger RNA of Ochlerotatus camptorhynchus, 1128 nucleotides long. RefSeq names its product abnormal spindle-like microcephaly-associated protein homolog. Gene Ontology annotation, molecular function: calmodulin binding. Bases 1 to 1128 code for a protein of 375 amino acids. The transcript is spliced from 2 exons. Gene Ontology annotation, biological process: mitotic cell cycle; establishment of meiotic spindle localization; spindle organization. NCBI's taxonomy places the organism in Eukaryota, Metazoa, Arthropoda, Insecta, Diptera, Culicidae. The record is from RefSeq and is a predicted model, not a curated record. Gene Ontology annotation, cellular component: spindle pole.